Molecule: messenger RNA, 5932 nt
Organism: Dacryopinax primogenitus
Lineage: Eukaryota; Fungi; Basidiomycota; Dacrymycetes; Dacrymycetales; Dacrymycetaceae
Exons: 28
Coding region: 89-5869 (1926 amino acids)
Biological process (GO): proteasomal ubiquitin-independent protein catabolic process
Cellular component (GO): cytosol; nucleus
Molecular function (GO): peptidase activator activity; proteasome binding
Source: RefSeq, a predicted model, not a curated record
CGGCCCUUCUCAUUCGAUCAUAUAUAACACUAUUCAGGCAAAUCAACAGAACCAUUUGGAAACGAAGCGUACGUUAACAACCAAGAACAUGGAUUCAGAACCUGCGACGCCGGUGAGCGAACCUGAGAUGGAGAUCGACACGGACGUGCCUACACCUACCGGGGACCGUGCGCCCGACGGAGAAGCAGGUGAUUCUGAAGAGAAUCUCACGGUUGAGCAAAUACACGCGAAGUACGACGAACACUACUUUAGGACCUGUCGUAUUCACCGUGAGAGCACCCCUCUGCGACCGGAGAGUGAGGAGGAAAUGAUGCAGCAAUUUGGAGAGAUCGUGGGAAAGAUUCUUGAUGCUGUCAAGGCUAGAGACUGGGGUCUUGUCGCUAAUUGGGAAGGGAUCAUGCAGUGUUGGAACAUGCUCCAGUAUCCUAUUUCCCGUCCCUUGCGUGCUAAGCUCGCAGCCCUCUUUUAUGCCCUCCUCACUACCCCCGGCAUCGACGGCCGCCUCAUACACGCCUUCGCCUCAAGUCUGUACAACUUGAUCGAGAAUAGGAAGCGCCUCGCGAUCGAGGACUGGCAGCCCGACUGGAGGCCGCUGUGGGAGUUGAUGCAGAGAGAGUAUAAGCUUGAUCGAAGGGCCGAUUCCACCUCGAGCUUGGCAAGCAUAUACCUGCAUGCGUGUGGGAACAUUAACCGCUUCAUCCCCGCUUCCGAGAUCACCCCUCUUCUGGAGACGUUCCUUUCAAAGCUGAAUAUAACCGUUCCCGAUACCUACCUCCUGCACAUGGGUCCUCUUCUCGCGCUCCUACCCCGCACUGAGCCUGAACGCUACCUUCCCCCUCUGCUCACCAUCUGGGAGUCCCUAAACAGUGCCAUCAUCGACGAGCGGAUGCUCUCCUUCCUAUCUACGCUCGCUGUGCGCCAUAUAGAGCCAGACGAGCGCGGAGAAGGUGGGGACUGGGUGCGGAUCAGAGAGGGGCAGGACGGUGUAGGCAUGUGGCAGGACAAGACUUGGAGGAGGAUUAUGGGCAAAUGCCUGAGGGCAUUGAAUGUGCCCCUCGCAGGAUCCUCAGGCUCCUCGAGCACAGCAGCGCAUGCUGACCUUGCCUCAUCUACCAAAGCCCAGCGUCUGCACCGGCCUGGCUCCCCCAUCCAGUCCCUGUCCAAGAUCAUCGUCUAUUCCAUGGCACCCGAUGGACCGGUAAAGGGUGCCACGAGUGGGGCAGGCCCAAGCGGCACCGUUACUCCGAACGGCAUUAUCGCCAGUGGAAUGCCUGCCUCCCUCGGCGGGGGAGCGGCGAACAAGGGCUAUCUUGGUGGGUCCAAGGCGCUCGAGAGUCUUGAUCGACUCAUCACCUCUACCGAAUCCUUCUUCCACCCAUCUAAUGCCGGAGUCUGGACUGUCGACCUGACAAACUUCAUCAACCGUAUUACGUACGAGUUCCUGAAGCGUACGAAAGAAGAAGAGCGAAAGCACUGCAAAACGCCACCUGAGCGGCGGCUCACCCCACUCAUGCGGCUUUCUCUUGUCCGCUCGCUCAAGACCGUCGCACUGCUAGCGAUGUUCUCCAAAGAUCCUGUCAGCGUGCUCAACGCCCAGCUCGCUCUGCGUAACAUGGCUUUGCUGGAACCGGGGGAGAUCAUGCCUGAACUUGUGGAGCGGGCAUAUGAGGGUUUGGAAGUGAUCAACGAGACGCACCGGACGACUGCAGUGAUGAGCGCUACUGCUGCAGUAGCGGCGCCUCUGGUGAACGGCAGUUUGUGGAAAGAUGCCGGGAAGCAUGUUGCUCCUUUGCUUGAGCUGUGUCUACCUGGCAUCGAUCUCAAUGAUCCGGGGAAGACAAUGUGUAGCACUUUGGUGGUUGUGGCUAUCUGUCAGCAGAUCUAUAUAUCCGAUCUGAGCUUGGUCGACCUCGAUGGAGUGGAGAUUUCCGAAGAAGAGAGAGCGCUGAAGAAUAGCAGUGCUGCGUUUGCAGACUGGGUAACGAUGUACAUCGAACGUGUCUUCACGCUUAUCGAGAACCUGCCCGAAGAGGGCGGGCGGGGCAAUCGUACAGGCGGCAAGUCGGAAGACAACGUGCUUAAGUCUGUCCAAUCCUCUGUUGAUGUACUGUGUUCGCACCUCUCGCCCACGCUGUUCGACUUCGUCCUCGAGAUGAUAUACCAAUACGCGAAGACAACUGUGCGCUCUAACGGCGUGCGCGCGGUGGGCAACCUCGUGCUUAGCUUGGCUAAGGCGGAUCCUGGGAAGACGAUCAAGCGUUUCUGGCCGCUUUGCAGGAAUAGGGUCAGAGAGGAGCUCGAGAAUGGCGCAAGUAGUAUCCGGAGCACGAGCAGUGGCGUGGGUGUGCCUGGUGAUACGGCGCUGCAUUGGAAUCUGUCUAUCCUGAGGGGCGCAUUCCAUUUCAGCUGCCCGGAGCUGCUGAAGAUCAAGGACGAGGUCAUAGAUCUCUUGGCGCUUUUGAUUGAGAAAGCAAAGAGUGAACGAGGCUAUUCAUACACUUCACGAAUCAUCACCAAGGUCAUGGGUGCUCUUUCGACGGUCUAUCCUGCAGAGUAUAAUCUUGUCAAUCCAGAAGAACUCGACAGUGAAGACUUUCAGAAGAGGCACAACAAGUAUUGGGGAAAGACGUAUAAGGCCGAAGAAGUAAACAUCAAGUGGCAUGUGCCGCUCGAUGAAGAGACUGCUUUCAUCUUGGAUGUUCUGGAGAAGCUCAUCAAACCUCUGACUGAGAAGCUUGACGCGCUGUUGGCUGAGGACGCAACUCGCGACAGUGCAUGGAGAAACGAUUUUGUCCGUUUCACCGCGGCUGCCAAGGCAACUUGGGCUGGACUCGGCUCGUUGUAUCAAGAGACUGCGAAGGAAGGCGGGAUGGAUAUGAUGGAUCCUAAGGUCGACCUUCAGCACUUUUCUCCUCAGGGUCCACACCCACAAGACUGCUUUGUCUUGACGGAUCCCAAGGAUCCACGAUAUCAGAAGGUUGUGGCACUGCGUGAAGCAUGGGGCGAGGUACUUCAUCGUGCUUCCUUGUCUUUGCUGAACUCCGGCAAUGAGGAUUUCACUGAUGUUGUAACACAAAUCGUUCGCGCGAUUGAUGGAUACAUGACGGAGUACGGUGUCCAGCGGUCCACAUACGACAGCGACCACAAGCGAUACAACGUCACCCGUGAACUCACUCGUGUCUGGCCUAAACAGAAGACCUUCCCCCGGCAUAUCUGGGUUCGACGAGCAUACCUUCAUGUCCUGGCUAGGAAGUACCAGCAUUCUCUAUUCCGGAAGCGAUCCGAGCUGGAUGAUCGGUUGAUUUCUGUGCUCACAGAAUUUUCGCUCUCACCCUACACCCGUGUCAGGAAGUCGGGCCAAUCAGUGCUUUUAGCUCUCUCGACUACUUAUGUUCGCUCUACGCAUUUCAUACUGCCGAAAGUUUUCGAAGCCUUGAAUCCGGGCACAGAUCCCGAUCGCAUGAAAGGAGCGUUGCACGUCCUCGGGCAGAAGACGACCACUGCCUUCGUUAUUCAGAAUUGGCGUUUUCAGGCUCGGUACAUGAUGGCUGUCCUUGAGUCAUCCUGGCAGGAGAAGCCUUCAAUCCAGCAGCUUGUAUCUUCAAUUGCUCAAGAAAUUCUUGCGGCACUACCGGAGGCGGUAUCCGCCACGGUCAUGCGGGAUCCUCAUGUCGUAUUGCCCAUCCUGGAUAAAGCUGUCAAUGAUAUCAGGCUGACGAGUCUGAUUGCCGGCGAGAAUGAGGUAUUGAUCGCUGCAGUUGAGGCGUGUGCCAUGGAGAACUUGAAGCGAAAAGAGUCUGCCUACAUUGAUCUCUUGGACAAGAUUGUCGCUGUAGGCAACGCUCCCACAACUCAUUGGCGAUAUGGUCAGAUGGCAAUACGCUUUUUACGCGUUCUGUUACGGCGAGAUCGAGCCACCAAUCCUGAGGUAGCAGCGCUGUUUGCCAAAAACGUUGCUUCAGAUAACCCUAGUACCAGACGGUAUUCUCAACUGGCCCUGGAGAAGGUAUUGGAAUUGAUCAAACUGAGAACGAUGGCCCAAGACACGCGGCAGCUGUUCAUAGAGUCGGGCCAGAACCCGCUGAAAAUCAAGGCGCCAUACCCAAGCGCGGAAACUUUCUGGGAGAAUGAGACAUCUAACCACGGCCCACUCUAUGACAAGGUCCCAAGUGGGGUUCUAAUAAUGACUGCAUCGGUCGACGCCUACAAGCCUGCACCGGAAAUUGAAUCCGGGUUCGAAUGGGAGCCUGACAGCCAUCCAACACUUGCCGCUAUCCGGGCCGUCGUCGAUGACCAAUGGUUCAAUAGACUAGCAAAUCUAUAUUCGCAGGAGUCUAGUGGCAGCGGCAAAGACGCACGGCACGAUAACGUGCGCUUCAUCAUGCGUAUCUUCAAGGUCUUGGAAGAUGAGCCCAUGGGACGUGCUAUUACCGUGUUAGAGCCUAUGAUGGAUGAUAAGGACCGCUUCAAGCAGAGGGCUGCCGCAGAAAUGUUAGCGGGCGUUCUUCGCGGGAGCAAGAAUUGGCCAAGGAAAUCGACCAAGCAGCUGUGGGAUUGGGUUACUCCAAAGCUACCUGGCAUUUUUGACCGUAUUACGCCUGACACCUUAAAUUACUGGGAGUACUUCUUGACCAUUGUUUUGUCGGAUCGUGACCCCCGCCGUUGCGCUGGGCUUAACUUUGUUAUUGACCGAGGCCUUGCUGUCGACUUCGCUGGCGAGUCUGCCUUCAAGAUCAGUAACGCCGUAGCUGCAGCCGGCAUUGUCGGGGCUGCAUGGACCAUGAAAUUUGAGCCCUGGACAUCUCGAUUCCUCGACCUCUCGUGGAAGAAUCUAGGAUCGGGAUUUGCCGAAGUGCGCACGCAAGUAGCUGCGAAUAUUGAAAUUUUCUUGAAUAUCCAAUGGCACCCACUGUACAGUGAUGUCCACACCUUUGCAGAUGCUUGUAGGAAGCAUGGAGUGGAUGCGUUGUCCGUUGUCAAUCCCGCUCAGCUAAAGCGGGUUGAAAGUCUGGCGGAUAUCCUACCAAAACUGAAAGAAACACGCCUGUCAGGACCCAAAGUCAAUCAAUCUGAGUAUGACAAAGUUGGCCUAAGCGCUAUGAAGUGGAUCUGGUUGCGAGCUCAUAGCAGUGUUGCACCUUCUAUUUACCCAUACAUGCAACCCUUAAUGCAGGAAGCAUUACGCAUGAGCGAGUUGAUGGAUUCGUCCGACCUUCGCUCUUACGCCAUUGGUUUACUCUACAUCCUUUCUGCAGUCACCCCUUCUGUACAAUACGUUGAACCAGUGAUGGAUGCCCUUAUUGAAGCUGUUCGGACUUCUCCCUCAUGGAGGGUUCGACUACAAGUACUACCUAUCAUGCAGGUUUUCUACUUCCGACAGCUGCCCAUCCUUAGCGAUGAAUGCAGCAUCCGUGUACUGGAUGUGCUUGUAGAAUGUCUGGAGGAUGAAGCCAUCGAAGUACGGGAGAUGGCGGCGAAAACAUUGUCUGGGGUAAUCCGUUGUUCACAACGCCACAGUAUUUUGGAUCUAAAGGCACGUUUCGUGACCGCGGUCCACCAUGUCAGACUUCCUCCGCGGACAGAUGCGGUUUACAGCGCAUCUUUGCGUGUUCUCCAUGCAGGUGUACUGGGAUUGACGGCCCUCAUCGACGCAUAUCCUUACACGGUGCCCAACUGGCUUCCUUCCCUGCUUCCCGUUCUAGCCGAGCAAAGUUAUGAGAAACCACCAAUCUCCACCACUGUACGCAAGUGUGCCGCAAACUUCCGAAGAACGCAUCAGGACACGUGGCAUACAGAUAAGAAUAUGUUCGAUGAAGAGCAAAUGCAGGCGCUGCAGACGAUUAUCAGCGGCACCUCGUAUUAUGCAUGAAACUCAAGCACCGGUCCAAUGCCAUCCGUUAUGAUCUAUUCAGCUUUGUCAAAGAUUCUCAAU